AUCUCUCUUGCACAGCUAGGGUUUUGCUGCGCCUUUAUUUAGCUCCGAGCAUCGCCUUCCUCCUCCGUUUUCUCUCUCACUCCCUGCCGCAAACCCUAGCAGGUAAGGUCGAAUUGGAAAGAGCCAAGGCGCGAGGAUGGUGGAGAAUACAAAAGGGAGGAAGGAAGAGGUGGUUACCAGGGAGUACACCAUCAACCUCCACAAGCGUCUCCAUGGAUGCACAUUCAAGAAGAAAGCUCCAAAGGCCAUAAAGGAGAUCCGGAAGUUCGCCCAGAAAGCCAUGGGAACCAAUGAUGUGAGAGUUGAUGUGAAGCUCAACAAGCAAAUAUGGAGCAGGGGGAUUCGAAGUGUGCCGAGGAGGAUCAGGGUUCGCAUUGCUCGCAAGAGGAAUGAGGACGAGGAUGCCAAGGAGGAGCUUUACUCUCUAGUCACCGUUGCUGAGAUCCCACCGGAAGGGGUGAAGGGAUUGGGCACCAAGAUCAUUGAAGACGAUGAUUGAGUUAUCUUUGUUUCCUAGCUUAGUAAAAUCUGCUUUAGUCUGGAUUAAAAGACUUAAUGAGAGUUUUGUUCAACAUUUUUGGGCGUUGUUAGAUUGGUUCGUGAAUCGUGAUCACAGUUGCAGAAAACCUUUCACCAUAUUGUUGUUGGUUUGUUGCUUCUCUCCGAGUGUUCUGAAACUUUAGUUCCGCCGUCCACAUCUUCCUCAUACUGUUCAGGACCCGAGGAUCCAUUGUUGUUUGCUUUCAAAUUUAUGUAGUUGGACGAAUUACUAUAUCA
Syzygium oleosum is the source of this 777-nucleotide messenger RNA. RefSeq names its product 60S ribosomal protein L31-like. Bases 137 to 499 code for a protein of 120 amino acids. The transcript has 3 exons. Gene Ontology annotation, biological process: cytoplasmic translation. Gene Ontology annotation, molecular function: structural constituent of ribosome. The record is from RefSeq and is a predicted model, not a curated record. Gene Ontology annotation, cellular component: ribosome; cytosolic large ribosomal subunit. Lineage: Eukaryota; Viridiplantae; Streptophyta; Magnoliopsida; Myrtales; Myrtaceae.